This is a messenger RNA of Camellia sinensis, 1182 nucleotides long. The record is from RefSeq and is a predicted model, not a curated record. NCBI's taxonomy places the organism in Eukaryota, Viridiplantae, Streptophyta, Magnoliopsida, Ericales, Theaceae.
AUGCCUGAUCUACUCAUUUCUCCCUUUCUUAGAUCAAUUUUGGCAACCUUGAACUCUUUAGUGCUAAAAGAGUUUGGGAUAGCAUGGGGUUUGAAAACAGAGCUAGAGAAGUUAAAGAGCACACUAAGUACCAUUCAAGCAGUCCUUCAAGAUGCAGAGACAAAGCGAGGGAAGAGCGAGACUCUGAAGAAUUGGCUGAGAAAGCUCAACGACGUAGCUUAUGAUGCAGACAAUCUGGUGGAUGAGUUCAUGAAUGAAGCUAUGAAGAGAAGGCUGGAUUCUAAGAGAGGCAUAAAAUCCCAGGUGAGAGCCACUUUCGCUCUUCUAAAACGGCUUAUAUUUCGGUUGAAAAUGGGGCAUAAGAUCAAUGAUAUGAAAGAUAGGUUAGAUGCCAUUGCAGGGGAGAAAAAUAAGUUUCACUUGAGGAAAGGUGUGGAAACUGAACAAGUUUGUGGAAUGGAGAGAGAACAAACUAGUUCAAUGGUGAAUGAAUCUGAAAUUUAUGAGAGAACUGAUGAGAAAGAAAUGAUAAUUGAAAUGUUUCUCAAUAAUUCGGGUGAUGAUAAUGAUGUUUCGGUCUAUGCUAUGUGUGAGAGACUAACCAGAGCAAUCCUAGAGUCCAUAAAAGGUGGUGGGUGUAGUAUCUCAAACUUGGAUCCACUUCUACGUCGCCUCCAAGAAAAACUGCGUGGGAAGAGAUUUUUACUUGUCUUGGACGAUGUAUGGAAUGAGUACCAUGAGAAGUGCGAUAGGCUAAGAAAUGCACUAAAGUGUGGAGCUAAAGGCUGUACCGUUAUAGUAACAAGAAGGAUUCAGAAAGUUGCUCUUAUCAGGGCUACACUUCCUAUACACCGCAUGGCUUGUCUAUCGGAGGAUGAUUCUUGGUCCUUGUUUAAACGGCGUGCAUUUGGCAACAAAAGAAGAGAGAAAAACCUUCAAUUGAAUCUCAUUGGGAAGGAAAUAGUGAAAAAAUGCAAAGGGUUAGCCUUAGCAAUAAAAGCUUUGGGAAGCCCCAUGCAAUUUAAAAUAAGUGAAAGUGAAUGGUUAUCUGUGAAGGAGAGUGAGAUUUGGGAUUUGCCAGAUGAUGGAAGUGGUAUUUUACCUUUUUUGAGGUUGAGCUAUGAAGCCUUACCUCCACAUUUGAGGCAAUGUUUUCCUCAUUGCUGUAUAUUCCUGUCAUGA